Daktulosphaira vitifoliae (grape phylloxera) is the source of this 5429-nucleotide messenger RNA. It is a transcript of the gene lov, whose product is annotated as transcription factor mef2A. Lineage: Eukaryota; Metazoa; Arthropoda; Insecta; Hemiptera; Phylloxeridae. The record is from RefSeq and is a predicted model, not a curated record. Gene Ontology annotation, cellular component: nucleus. Gene Ontology annotation, molecular function: DNA binding; protein binding. Gene Ontology annotation, biological process: regulation of transcription by RNA polymerase II. The transcript is spliced from 10 exons. Bases 613 to 3051 code for a protein of 812 amino acids.
GGGGGAGGUNAGACGAAAGGAAAAAGAAAAACAAAAAAACGCCACCCGGAGAAUAAGAAAAAGAGCUGUUGGUAUUUUAAUAGCUUUCAUUAGCGUUUCCAGAUAUGUAAAAUAAUAUACGACGCAUACGCACUCAAAUCUUUAUAGACACACACACUCAAAUUCGGCUAGUCAACGAAAUUCGUACAAAGCACCGCACCCAAAAAUGAUCCAGUAGGUCGUUGUUUCCGGCAAUUGCAGGAUACAUUUUUUAUAAACGUAUACGUUCCCAGUGCAAUAAUUUUACGUGUGUUUCAAUUUGUUAUGGAAAUUAGAAUUUUGGCUAUUUAAUUUAAUAGUACAAAUAUGUCACGUCGUCUAUCCAAGUUCGGCAUUUAUGUCGUUAUUGUAUUGUACCCUAAUGUCGUUAUGUUUGAUCGUUCAAAGUCGCAACAGGUCUUUCGAUUGCCGCAGGCCGACGUCUUUAUUGCCACAACCCUUCUGGUUUAAGUUUUCUAAAAUAGUAAACUCCUUCAAGUUGUCGAAUAUUGGACGACUUUUCACGUGUUGGCUGAUCAACAGCACACUCGCCAUGACCCCCAAAAAUGGCUGAAUCAAAAGAUAAUAAGUGAAAUGGAUACUCCCCAAUACAGUCUUCGAUGGAACAACCAUCUGGUUCACAUGAUGGACGCUAUCGAAGUACUUUUGCAGAACGAGACUCUCGUAGAUGUAACACUGGUUUGUGAAAAAACACAAUUUAAGGCCCAUAAAGUGGUGCUGUCUGCGUGCAGUCCGUAUUUUCAAAGGCUUUUCUCUGAGACACCGUGUAAACAUCCCGUUAUAGUCCUUAAAGAUUUACCCGACUGGGAGAUGAGAGCGAUCAUACACUUUAUGUACAAGGGAGAGAUUAACGUCGGCCAGGAACAGUUGCCGCUAUUGUUACAAGCUGCCGAAACAUUACAAAUUCGUGGACUGGCUCAUACAGAACGCAUUCCGUUGUUUGUCGACUCACCUACGUCGUCACUGGUGACACCUACAGAAGUUCAACCAUCACCGCUGCCGCCGCCACCACCGCCACCAACACAUCAUCAAGGGCAUAAUCAUCAUGGUCACCAUCACCAUUCAAGAGUUCACAGUCCCAAAUCGAAUACCGAACUAGUGAACGGCCAAAGUUCGCCGGGUAAAAGUAGUCACCAUCACCAUCAUCACCACCGAAACCGAACUGGUUCACCACAGAGUCCGCGCAACAAACAGCAACCGUCUCCGUCACAUAUGCUACCCCAUCAUCGUGGUGACGGCUCUUCGGGUCGUAUGUCACCGGCAACUCGUAUGUUCUUCCAAGCUGCUGCAGCAGCGGCCGCAGCAGCAGCUGCGUCUAACCCCUACGAGCAAUCACAUAUGCGACUACCACAACUACCACAUCUUCCGCCCAUUACAUUUAACGAUAGAAACUGUCCAUCACCUACACCUCGUAGAAAGCAAGCGAGACCCAGACGACGAUCGGGUGAAGCUAUUGGCCCUCAAGAUCUAAGUAAAGCUCCAUCACCUUUGAAUUUUAAUGACAAUAUUGCUGAAAAUCUAUCGAUGAAAAAGUCACCCAAUAAUGAAGACAGUAACAAUGAGAAUACACCAACAAAUUUAAGUUGUAACAAUAAAAGGCCUGAAAGGACACCAUCUCCAGCAAACAAUAAACAAAUGAAAGUUGAAGUAGAUGAACCAGAAAUGAUAGCAGACUUGGGACAGAAUCAGCCAGUAGAGAUGACGGCAAGAAGCCCUAACGUAAAUAACAAUAACAACAAUAAUAAUAAUAACCAGCCUAAUCAUAAAAAAAACCACCAUCACCAUCAUCUGAACCAUCAACAACAACAGAGGCACCCGGACUUUCCAUUUUACGGUCCUGAUCCCAUGAGUAUACCACUUAAUCCACACGAUCCACAUUUUGAAAAUUCAUUAUUUCCACCCUUUGGACCUUUAUCGUCGCUUUCGCUACAAGGCCCACCACACAUGUUUCCAAUAGAUGCCCAAUUCGGUUUGUUUCCCGGUUUAGAUGGUUGUAGAAAUCCAUUGUUGAACGAUUUGAUUGAGCCAAGGUUUGAUAAUCCACCACCGAAUAAAAAGAAAAAAAAAAUGUUUCCAGUCGGUCGGCCUAAAGGUCAACAUAGUGCCCCUCGUGGAGGUCCUCCUAGAUCGUGGACCAAUGCUGAGCUAACAGAAGCCUUACAACAUGUGUGGAACAAGAAAAUGACCACAUCGCAAGCUUCCAGAAUAUUCGGUAUACCUUAUAAUAGUUUACUUAUGUACGUUAGAGGCAAGUAUGGAAAAUCGUUGAAGCUGGAACAGCUUAAAAAAGAAUGUUUCGGUGACAUCAAUGGUCCACUAGAUUUGUUACAUUUUGGAUCGAUAUCGAAUAACAACAACAGUAGUAACAAAAAUAAUAAUAAUAGCAGCAGCAACAACAAUAACAACGGCAACAACGGUGGAAGUAACAAUGGUGCUGCCAGUAAUGGUAAUAACGGCAAUGGACAGCCGGUAACGCCGCAUAAUCCUCUACCAGAACCGACGGACCUAAUGCUCGGUCCUCCUGGUUUCAACCCACCUGCCUUCCCAGCUCCAAACUUUUUCCCCGACUUUGGAUCUUCUUUUCCAAUGAGUAUGGAUAUGAUGCAUCUCAUGCAGCAGCAACACCAACAACAACAACACCAUUUGUCGUUAGCCGUGGACAAACCCUAUGGAGGGUUGGACAUGAUCGGACAGCCACAGUCGGGCACGGCUUUGGAUUACGCUAUGAAAUCUCCCGCAGCUAGUCGAAGUAACUCAGAACCACCGACAGUGGGCGAUGAAGAUGAAGAGGAAGACGACGAUGGCGCCGGCGGCAUCAGUGGCGAAGAAGGCGUUGGUGCUGACGGCGCUAGUGGCAGCGGUGGCCGAGGGGGUGAUGAAGGGGAAGAAGAGGAAGAUGACGAAGAGGACGACGAUGAGGAAGCGGUGGCCAUGGACUUUUCUAAGGCCGGAGAAGACGACGAUGAAAGACUGAGUCCGGAUGCGGAUAACAAGGACAAGGAGCAAGACUGACACGGGGUGUUCAGGGACUUUGCGCUGGCGUUCGACACGGUGCUCCAAACUUAAAUCCGGUGUUAUCUUCCCCAGCCUUUCAUCCCAUUAAUUGUUUUAUGCCACCCGCCCUAUUUUUUGUACCUUGAUUUUUUUAACGACAGCAAUUAUUCUGUACGUUAUGAAAUGAUUUUUGUUUCGUUUGAUUACGAAAUGUACGUAUCGAAUCUUCCGUACGGUCUCGUGUAAUAUAAUUUUAAGUGUUAAGAAAUAAAAAAAGGAAAAAAAUUAUAUAGAUUUUUAAAUGAUAAAUUUAAUAUUAAUUUUAGUAAUAUUAAAGUUAAAAAAUUUGUAAAGAAAUAAUUUUGAAAAAUAACUAUGGCUAGCGAAUACAAAGAUGUAAAUUAAAACUAAAAAAUUAAUAUUGGUCGUGUACAUAUAGUAUAUUAUUAGAGAUAUUCUUAUUGAUCUUCGAAAUGAUAAUUUUAGACCAAAACGUAACCAUUUUAAUUAAUAAAUCAUUUUUACCGAUACUGUUCCGAAACACUACAAUAGUUUCCAGCAUUUUAAUGAAAAUAAUCAAAAAGAUACAAUUUACCUUAUAUACAACCGAAUACAUGUUGGUGUUUACAUACAGUUCCUAAUCUUUAGUUACAGUAGUUUAAUUUUUAUUGUAUUUUAAUUUUUGUUUAUGUCGUGUGUAUACUUCUGUGAAACUGUGAUUCCUAACACAACCGGUGGUUAUGUUUUACUGAAUUUCGUAUAUGGACGUUUUUAACACUUACCUCGGAAUUCGCGACAUGAUGUUUAACUACAGUAACUGGUUCCUUGUGUAUUAAAACUACACAGUAAAUAUUUAUUUUAAAGUUCCUCAACAAUCGCCAUUAUUUUUUAACCUCAGCCAUAAAACAUAAUAAUUGUGUUGAAAUCUUCAUCACGCAAAAAUAACUGUCGGGAUUCCUUCUAUGUAACGUUUCAUCUUCCUUACUUUAACAUUUUUAAGGUUUCUUUUAAAUUAAACGAAUAAAACUAUAUUCUUUUAUUGUUUCAUAAUGCUUUUACAUUUAUUAAAAAAAUUAACGAAUGAUCGCAAUUUCUCAUCCAUCGCAAUUUAACGAUUAUCAUUACAAUAUUUAUCUAUUAAAUAUAAAUAUAGCUAAAUACAAUCAUGCAGGGUAAACAUGAAACUUUAAUAUUACAAUACAGGUACCUCUACAUUAUAAUUGCAGAAAAUAUUUAGAAUUACAAUAUAUUUAUAAUUAUAACUAAAAUCUGUAAGAAACAAGCCGGUCAAUUUUUAUUAUUAUUUAAUUGUUCUACGAUAAAGUAGUUGUAAUAUUUUACGUGUAUGUUUAAAUACAUUAGUCUGUUAUAUAAAAGCGUAUACACGUUUAAAAUGAGUAUGAAAAAUUUAUUAUAAUAUGAAUAAAGUGUGUUAUUUGAGUGCAAUGUAUUAAUUUUCACGGUGAUUUAUUAUGUUACCUUAUGAUAAAAUAGUAAAUGUCUUAAGUUUUUUAUUUUUAAGUUCAAACAAAGCUUAUUUUAUUCUGUUUUUGUUUCUAAAGGCUGUGUAUCGUCUCUGUUUCGUAAUUUUCACAUGUACAAACAGUUUUCAAUAUAUCACAUUAAGAUUAAUUGUUCAAUUAAAUAUUAAACUGACAUUUAAAUGUAACUAUUACAAUGUUAAGAUAUUAUAUGGUGCAGAUUUCAUGGGCAUUAUCGCGUAGAUAAACCAAUUAUCGUUAUAGAAAUAAUUAAUAUAUAUAUUGUCUAGACAAAAAAUUUAUACUAAAUUAUUUAAUUAAGCGUCGCAUUACGUCCGAUAGAUUAUCAUAACCUAUAUAAACAUUUUUUUUUUUUUUUUUAUUAUGUACAUGUAAAUUAAUUGAACAAAAUUUGAAUUGUUAAAAAUUUAGAUAUUAGUUGUAUAGAACAACGAAUGAUAAUUCUUAUUUUAAUAUUAAUUAGUUGUGAGAAUUUACCGUUUUUUUAAGUCCUUAUUAUUUGCUUGAGUGUGUUAUUAAUUUUAUUAUUAUUUAUUAUUAUUGUAUUAUUUUCUUUGGUCCAUGUCAUUUAAAAUAUGACCUUGUUAAGUUGAUUUUUGGUAUUGGUUCCUGUUAUUAUUUUAUUAUUUAAGCUUUUUAAUGAAAUUAUUUGUUUUUAUUUAUUAUCAUUCUCAGUCUCCCAACGAAUAAAAGUAAAAUGUAUGUUGUUAGGUUUAAUCAAUAAAUGUAAUGUAAUUUUUAAUUAAUUGACGAUUUUUUUUUUUUGUAAUUAUUAUUAUUAUUAUUAUUGUCAAAAUUGUUGAUGAUCAACGACAUGAACUCGUUAUAUAAAUUUAAAACAAUGUAUGAUAUACGGUUCGCAAAUAAUAAUAAAUAAAAUAUAUCAAUUGUGAA